Molecule: messenger RNA, 2201 nt
Organism: Drosophila suzukii
Lineage: Eukaryota; Metazoa; Arthropoda; Insecta; Diptera; Drosophilidae
Source: RefSeq, a predicted model, not a curated record
GCGGCCAACAGUUGCCCAUCUCUAGGAACACGUCAGUUUUUAGUUUAUAAUAUUUAUAAGCGAAAAGUUCAGUGCCCAGCGGCGCGAAUCCAAGUUAGCAGUGGCGGCGACGUCCACAAGGACUACCAGCAAGAUCCUUAUCAGUCAGAAAACUUACCAAACCCAACUGACCAAUUCAGAAAAGGCCGAAUAAAAAACGCAGACGGCGCUGCAAGUUGACCAAAAACGGAGUCAAAUCCAUAAUAGCCAAGCCGGAAGAGGGGGCGGGGUGCUCCCGUAGAGAUUAGCAGCUGCCACGCCAAGCAGAUCUGACGUGCGUGUCGAUAGAGAUUCGACUCCAAAUCACGCCCACAUUCGGGUCUUGUGCGGCCAUCCAAGUACACGUAGCCCAUAAACAUGGCCUUGCCAUUGAGCGACCUACUCAUGUUCGGCGGCGGCGAGAAGAAACUGGCCGCCUGCCUGCUGAUCCUCCUCAUGGAGCUCUUCUUGGAAGGCGCCGAGUCGUCGGCCAGUCCGGCGGACAUUGAGAACCAUCUGGAGCUGGGCAAGGAAUUCCUGGCCCGCGGUCAGCUGUCGGAUGCACUGACGCACUACCAUGCGGCUGUUGAGGGUGAUGCCAACAACUACCUGACGCUUUUCAAGCGUGGUACCGUCUACUUGGCGCUGGGCAAGACCCGCUUCGCCGUUCAGGACUUCAGCAGGGUCCUGGAGUUGAAGCCAGACUUCACGGCCGCCCGCAUCCAGCGGGGUGUGGUGCACAUGAAGAGCGGAGAGUAUGAACAAGCGAUCGUGGACUUCGAGCAAGUGCUCCAGGAGGAGCCCAACAACGGUCUGGUGCUGGAGCACUACUCCCGCCUGGCCCCCGCCCAGGAGCAAUGGUCUCUCGUGAAGCAGCUGAUUCUGCAUAGCGACCACCAAAACGCCAUUGGCAUGAUCACACAGUUGCUGGAGAUCUCGCCGUGGGCGGUGCCCUUCCGACAGGCUCGCUCAGAUGCCUACAUUGGUAACGAUCCAUUGUCCGCCAUUGCAGACCUUCGACAGGUAAACCGGCUCACACAGGACAGUACUGAGGGUCACUACAACAUUGCCCAGCUGCUGUACACAAUUGGCCAUGCCACCAAUGCCCUGAAGGAGAUUCGCGAGUGCCUGAAGUUCGAUCCGGAGCACAAGCUCUGCUUCCCCUUCUACAAGAAACUCCGCAAGGGAAAGCAGCUGGUGAACGCAGAGCGCCGCGAGGGGAAACAGUUUGCCGAUUGCAUAUCCGCCGGAGAGGCGGUGCUGCGGCACGAACCGGUGGAGACGAUGAUCCGGUACGAGGGUCACAAGGUGCUCUGCAAUUGCUACACGGGCGACGAACAGUUUGGCAAAGCCUUGCAGCAGUGCAAGGAGGCCCUGGAUAUUAUGAAGGACGCCCAGGUUUACUGUGAUCGGGCUGAGGCGCUGCUGGGCACCGAGAUGUUCGACGAUGCCAUACACUCCUACCAAGCGGCCCUCGACCUGGAGGAGAGCAACACCCGCGCGAAAGAGGGCAUCCAGCGGGCCAAGAAGCUGCAGAAGCAGUCAGAGCGCAGAUACUAUAAGAUAUUAGGCGUUAAGCGCAGCGCCACCAAACAGGAGAUCGUCAAGGCGUACAGGAAGGCGGCGCAAAAGUGGCAUCCGGACAACUUCCGGGACGAGGAGAAGAAGGUGGCCGAGAAGAAGUUCAUCGACAUCGCCGCCGCCAAGGAGGUUCUAACCGAUCCCGAGAAACGCCGGCAGUUUGACAACGGCGAGGAUCCCCUGGAUCCUGAGGCCGCUCAGCGCGGCGGCGGCGGCUUCCACGGCGAACAUCCGUUCGGCCACUUCCAGCACGGGUCGCCGUUCCAGUUCAAGUUCCACUUCAAUUAGUCAGCCAUCGCCGCCAGCAGCCAUUUGCUUUGUGAUGUCCUAGCCGCGAUCCCCCCGAUAUCCUUCGACGAUUUUACACUGUUUGUUUUGUUCAUUUAAAUGGCGUGUAAAUAGUAGCAUAAAGCAUAGAAAUCCCCUGAUCCGUUGUCAGAGAGUACCACACACACAAAUCGCAACAAAACACUGAGCACUUACAUUUAAUUAGUUUAUUUAAUACAAUACAAUAAUUAUAAUGUAGUACAUUUUUCUAAUUAUGUAUAAAAAGAAACCAUAUGCGAAAACAAGCAAUUAAAGACUUGGCAAUUUGAACUGAA